AUGGCAACCGAAACGACGGUCCAGGUUCCGAGAACAAUACUUUCGAGCAAUCCUCAUGCAGACAAAAAGGUCGAUGUUGCAGCCGAUGCCCGUCGAGUCUUCGAUGUUUUAGUCAAGGGUGGGCUUGCUAUCGUCCCAGCUGAUGUUGGUUACGGGCUCGUCGCGAUCGACCCUGCUGCACUUGAACGUGCCUUCGUCACAAAGCAAAGACAACCCCACAAGCGGCACGCCAUGAUCGGGAGUUAUGCACUUCAUAAAGAAUUGCACGUGCUGCCAGAGAGAGAGGCAAGAAUGGUGGAAUUAUUCACACAAGAUCUCGACAUCCCUCUCGGGGUUAUUGCUCCCAUGAAGGCGGAUCACCCCAUCAUCCGAAAACUUGGAACGGAGACAUUGGCAAGAAGCUCUGUGGACGGUACAUUGGCUAUGCUGGUGAACGGCGGAGCGUUUCAGGAUGAAUUGUCACGACUGGCCACCGAGGCUGGUCUGCCUUUGAUGGGCUCGUCCGCGAACUUGUCAGGAAAAGGGACGAAGAGCCUGGUCGAGGCCAUCGAGCCUGAAAUUUUGGGUGUUGCAGAUAUCGUCAUUGACUAUGGGAAGCGGAAGUAUUCUUACCCACGGCCAUCGUCGACAAUGAUUGAUUUCCGAACCGUCGAGUUGAUGCGUUUUGGUGCUUGCUACGACGUGGUGCAGGACAUAAUGAAGCGGUUCUAUGGUAUCGAUUGGCCGAAUGAUCCUGCACCAAAGACCGGAGUGGUUGAUCAAUAG
Exophiala xenobiotica is the source of this 765-nucleotide messenger RNA. RefSeq lists its product as uncharacterized. Gene Ontology annotation, biological process: regulation of translational fidelity. The record is from RefSeq and is a predicted model, not a curated record. Bases 1 to 765 code for a protein of 254 amino acids. Gene Ontology annotation, molecular function: tRNA binding; nucleotidyltransferase activity; double-stranded RNA binding. Gene Ontology annotation, cellular component: cytoplasm. The transcript is spliced from 2 exons. Lineage: Eukaryota; Fungi; Ascomycota; Eurotiomycetes; Chaetothyriales; Herpotrichiellaceae.